Molecule: messenger RNA, 1722 nt
Organism: Pipistrellus nathusii (Nathusius's pipistrelle)
Lineage: Eukaryota; Metazoa; Chordata; Mammalia; Chiroptera; Vespertilionidae
Source: the annotation of a GenBank genome assembly
AUGUCCGCCUUCUGCCUGGGCUCGGCCGGCCGCGCUUCAGCACCCGCAGAGCCGGACAGCGCCUGCUGCAUGGAGCUGCCCGCCGCGGCCACCGACGGGAGUCCAGCCGCCGCCGCCGCCCAGGUGUCCUUCCCCGGGGGCCCCGGGGAGCUGGAACUGGCGUUAGAGGAGGAGCUGGCGCUGCUGGCGGCCGGGGAACUGCCGUCCGACCCCGGAGAGCAGUCUCCGGCCGAGCCCGGGCCUCUGGCCGAGGAGGCCGGGCUGCUGCUACCUCUGCCCGCCCAGGACCCCGAGCUGCUGUCGGUGAUCCGGCAGAAGGAGAAGGACCUGGUGCUGGCGGCCCGGCUGGGCAAGGCGCUGCUGGAGAAGAACCAGGACAUGAGCCGGCAGUACGAACAAAUGCACAAGGAGCUGACGGACAAACUGGAGCACUUAGAACAAGAGAAGCACGAACUAAGAAGACGAUUUGAGAACCGAGAAGGAGAGUGGGAAGGGCGCGUGUCCGAGCUGGAGAGUGACGUGAAGCAGCUUCAGGAUGAGCUGGAGAGGCAGCAGGUUCACCUACGGGAGGCAGAUCGAGAAAAAACACGGGCUGUCCAGGAAUUAUCGGAACAGAACCAAAGGUUACUGGAUCAGCUCAGCAGGGCAUCGGAGGUGGAGAGGCAGCUCUCCCUGCAGGUCCACGCCCUCAGAGAAGACUUCCGGGAGAAGAACUCCUCCACCAGCCAGCACAUCAUUCGCCUGGAGAGCCUGCAGGCUGAGAUCAAGAUGCUGUCGGAUCGGAAGCGGGAGCUGGAGCUCCGGCUCAGCGCCACCUUGCAGGAGAACGACCUGCUGCAGGGAACCGUGGAGGAGCUGCAGGACCGGGUGCUGGUCCUGGAGAGGCAGGGCCAUGACAAAGACCUGCAGCUGCACCAGAGCCAGCUGGAGCUGCAGGAGGUGCGGCUCUCCUGCCGGCAGCUGCAGGGGAAGGUGGAGGAGCUCACGGAGGAGAGGAGCCUGCAGAGCUCGGCCGCCACCAGCACGUCCCUCCUGUCCGAGAUCGAACAGAGCAUGGAGGCCGAGGAGCUGGAGCAGGAGAGAGAGCAGCUGAGACUGCAGCUCUGGGAGGCCUACUGCCAGGUCCGCUACCUCUGCUCACACCUUCGAGGCAACGACAGCGCCGACUCGGCCGUCUCCACGGACUCCUCGAUGGACGAGUCUUCGGAAACCUCGUCCGCCAAGGACGUGCCGGCCGGCAGCCUGCGCACGGCCCUCAGCGAGCUCAAGAGGCUGAUCCAGAGCAUCGUGGACGGCGCGGAGCCCACGGUGACUCUGCUGAGUGUGGAGAUGACUGCACUCAAGGAGGAGAGAGACCGACUCAGAGUGACGUCUGAGGACAAGGAGCCGAAGGAGCAGCUUCAGAAGGCUGUCCGCGACCGGGACGAGGCCAUCGCCAAGAAGAACGCUGUGGAGCUAGAACUCGCCAAGUGCAAGAUGGACAUGAUGUCUCUGAACAGCCAGCUGCUGGACGCCAUUCAGCAGAAACUAAACCUCUCCCAGCAGCUGGAGGCUUGGCAGGAUGACAUGCACAGGGUCAUUGACCGGCAGCUGAUGGACACGCACCUGAAGGAGCGGAGCAGGCCUGCUGUCGCCCUCUCCAGGGCCCGUGGCGCAGGGCGUGGGGUCGAGCCCAGCACCGCUGAAGGCAAACGGCUAUUCUCAUUCUUCAGGAAAAUUUGA